Molecule: messenger RNA, 590 nt
Organism: Benincasa hispida (wax gourd)
Lineage: Eukaryota; Viridiplantae; Streptophyta; Magnoliopsida; Cucurbitales; Cucurbitaceae
Source: RefSeq, a predicted model, not a curated record
CUAUAUAAAGAAUCUCCGAUUCCCCUGUUCUUUCAAUUACCCACGGUUGACUCUCUGUUUUGGAGAUUGGAUUGUUCGUUUCUUCGGCUAAGUACAGGCCAAUCCUCCAAUUCCACAAGUUUCUUCAUCCUCUACAAUCUCCCUCAAAUGACUCGCGGAAACCAGAGGGAGAAGGACCGAGAGAGGUCUCAGGCUCGCAACUCUGGCAAGGGUAAAACCAAGGACGAUGGUUUGACCCCCGAGCAGCGCCGUGAAAGGGAUGCUAAGGCGUUGCAAGAGAAGGCGGCGAAGAAGGCGGCUCAGGCGGCAUCGGGAGGUAAUUCAUCCGGAGGUAAAAGUAGCACUAAAAAGUAAUUAUGGGUCCUGGGUUUAGAAUCGUGAACUAUGUCGAUUUUUCUUAGCUUUGUUCUUGUUGGAACGCUGAGAUCUCGUGGUUCUUAGACUGUUUGAUUAUUGGAGAAAUAACCUUUGUAUGUUUCAGUAAUGUGAAGGGAUAUAUAUAUUAUGCUGUCAACGUUAAUUGUUGAUUAUUGUUUUUCAUGAUCUUAGUACUCUUGAUAUGUACUUGCUGUUAAUGCUGAUUUUGUUGA